GCUAAUACUGUUUUGUUGACAUUUGUUUGUGAAAGACAAAAACAGUGGACACCGACGGGAUAGUGUAUUUUUGGAAACCAGCUAACGGACCCCCGAACGGACAGAAGACAACAGUGUAGCGGUUGAAACGGAACUGUGUGAGUUUUGUGAGUUCUGGUCAAGAGUUGACCUCAGACAGAGAGAAGAAAAGAAGAUCCAGACCAGCAGAUGGACGAAACAAGUCGGGAACAAAACAAACCGUGUCACCCAGACUACACGAGAGGCUGAAUCAUUCACGGGCUAAACAACCAGCGGACUGUUGACUUUAGCUUGACACUCAUUUUACUUCAAAAGGACCUGGAUUAAUUGUAUAGUCUACGUGAGAACAGUGUGUUUAAUUCCUUAUGGCUGCUUAGUAUAUAAAAUGUUACCAAGGUAGUGUAGGGUUACACGAGCGUUGUCCGUUAGACUAGCAAGUUAGCAAGCUAAUGCUAACCGCUGCUAACAUUACACUUGCUCGAGCUGCGGAAUAAUUCGCUUCAUGAUGCGCUGAGGUUGUCAGAGUGUAUUCAUUUCAAGCAGUUUUUUACUGAAAGUAGACCGUCAUUUUGUGAGAAACUCCAAGAAUGUGAAGCAUAAUGGCCAACUUUGAAGCUUACCAAGAGUAUCAGAGAAUUGAGGACUUUGAGGAGGACUCACCGCCAGGGGAGGAGGAUUUACUGGUGCAUGUGCCCGAAGGCCUAAAAGGUACGCAAUUUAAUACCACUUCAAUAGUUUGUUUGAUACAGAACAUCUAACUACACAUAUAUGUCGUUUACCUGACAAAUAAGUUGUGUAGACUAAUGCUGCUGUGUCAGAGCUAUCUAAUGCUGUUGUCUAUGUUGCAGACUCAUGGCAUCAUAUCAAGAACCUGGAUAACUUCUUCACAAGAAUAUCCUUUCUUUAAGUUGCAUUACAGUUUGAUAGGUGGUUAUUGCAUUUUUCACUGGCAUGUAGUCACACUGACUCUUACAAUAAUAUGUUAAAUAUGUUCAAUUUCAUAAUCUCUACUUAAAGACAGACACAUACAUCUAAAAAGUAGCUGCACAUCAGGUUUAAAGACAUACCAUUAAUAUCUUUUGUUGUGCCAGAGAUUUCCUAACGUGACUGUCACAUUAUGUAGUUCUGCUAAUUUUGCCCUGUCACACUUUCCUUAAUUGCCCCGUGCACAUUUAUCAUUUCCAUCAGAAGAAUGGCUUUGCUUGUAUGAUGGUGACAGAGCUCUUUGAACUUGUGUAAGUAUCGGCCCUAUGUACUACAAUAAAUCAUCACAGUCACAUAUUUGUGCAAAAAAGAGUAAAUAUUCAAACAGGAUUCUUGUUUUCAGUAAGACACCUUCAUUUCAGUGGGAAAUGUACAUGUUGUUAUGACAGUGAAGUGUGCCUCAGGCCUUAGCAUGAACAUGUUCAGCCACAUUACAACUCUGCUUGAACCUAAUGUGAAAUAUUCUCUCCCUACUUAAAACAACCAAAAACCAACAUGUCAGUGAAUGAUAAUAAACACACCUGCUACACCUGCUUUGGCAGCUACCUCGCCAAUAUACCACCUUUAGUCUUAAGCGUUUUUUGUGGAUAUCUGUAUCUGACAACAUCCACCCAUCUGUUAUCUAGGUAGCUAUCAUGUUAGGGGUCACAGGGGGCUAGAGCCAAUCACAGUUCAUGCACACAGCCAUGCUUAUAAGCAAUUUAGAGUGGCCAAUUAAGUGACUGAACAUGUUGUAAGUCAGCAAGAGGAAGCAAGAGUAUAACCUGAACAUGUGUGGGGUACCCAGUCAGAACCCUCCCAUACACAUGGACGACAUUCAGACUUUACAGAAAAAGGCCCCUUACCAGUGAGGUAUUCAAACCAGGAACGUUCUUGCUGUGAAGGCUAACCACUGCACCACCAUGCAGCCCUGAACCUGGCUUUGGUUUACCUAUAGAUAUGCAGUAAGGCUGCAGACAGACAUAUUAAUGAAGGAGCUGGUAUUGAUCCGUCUGAACCACACCUUUAAACAUAAAUCACUCAGUGUGCUGAGUUCACCAUGGUUUAGUGAUUACAAAUUAAACUCAAUGCUGUAUAUUAGUAUUUAUCAGUUUUCUUUAUCUUAUUAUUAUGUAUGUUUCCUUGUCCUUUGCUAAACUCAUAGUGUGAUGCCAAAUCUCUCUUUUUCCUCUCCUCCUUUUAGUCAGUUUUUGUUUGUUGUCACAUUCACGACGUUCCUCGUCAACUGCGUGGAGUACGAUGUCCUGUUUGCCAAUCGAGCGGUCAACCACACGGGGCCAGGCCACAACCCCUUAGAUAGGAGCAAGGUCACACUUCCAGAUGCAAUCCUACCUGGCCAGCAGUGUACUCAGAGGUAAUCACUUGCGACACAGCACAACAAACAACACUGAAGCUUAUGAGUCAUACAUAAUGGAGAGCUUCAGUUUGUGAAAGUGUUUACUUUCUCAAGGAGGCAUUGUUGAAAAAGCCUUACACCUAUAUAAAGUGAUAGCCUUUUUUUUUUAUUCCAGCCAGACAGACUCUUUGUUCUCAUGCAGACGUGGUCUUUGAUAUCUCUAGAGUUUUUUUGGAGCCCGGCCUUCAGAGGGAUUUAAUGAGUCUUGCUUAAAACACUUUGAAUCCCACUUUCAAACUUGAUAUUCUGAUUGGGUCAUUGUAAGGGGAGGCUUGAAACUGCAAAACACAGUCAUACUCACAUGGAAGGGGUAUGGAAGAAAUGCGGUAUAGCUUUACUCUGUUCAGCAGAACUAGGUUAUUUAUCUAACACAGUUGUGAAAAUGCUGGCCUUUGUAAAAGUAGCAAAUUACAUACGAGUUCAUUUGUUAACUCAAAGUCGUGGUUUUAAGACAAGGCCCAUUUCUUCGUUUGUUUUUCUUUUGAAAAGGUAUUUUUAAGGUGAAACAAAAAUGAUACCCAGGUGAUAUACAGCAUAUUUGCAAUACUUGCUGCCUUAUCUCCUUUGGUUGUAACACAUUGAGAGCGGACUUUAAAAGUAAGCCUGUUUUGAAAUCAGUUUUAUGAAUCACCCGGCCCAAAUGACGUUCAAAGCCUUUAAGAGUUGAAGGACAAGUCAAGAGAUGUCUCUUUCUGAGAAAUGAUUCUCAUUCUAAGUAUUUGUUGUUUGUUUUCACCUGAGAUUGGAAGCCUUGAGUUGCAACAUUCCUCUAACUGAUGGUUACUCUUCGGAAGGUAUUUGUGUACUGUGCUCAGGCUGGCUGUAGGGAACAGCACAGUGUAAUUGAUAGCUCCUGUGAGGUAAAACUGGCCAGCUGAGAUACUGAUGACUGGGCUGCAACAGCAAGCUGACAACCACAUGACACCUUUCUCACUGGCUACAAGGGAUAGACCCCCUCCCUACCCAACUUCAUGUUGUCAUUUUCUUUUCAAGAUGCAUCUGAGCCUCUGCUUGUUUUCUCCAGCUAGUCUAAUAGGCCCAACAUGAAUUUGUUCCGGAUUUACACCGUGGCUCUGAGGUCGUUUGAAUAAAAGUCAAUGAUGCACAAUUGCUGAUUCUAAUUGGACAACAGCUUGUGCCACGGUUUGGAUCCCUGCUGUCCUCUUCAUACUCUUCCUCCAAUUCCACUUUUAGAGCCAGAUGCUUGUCCCAAAACUUUCUUAUAUUUUGGUUGUUGUCCAAGGAGACUCAAUGUGAAAUGAUAUUAAAAAAAAAGGGGGGAAAUAAUCUGAGAGCAUUGACGAUUGCUCUAAUCAUGGCUGUAUCUUUACAACUGACUAUACGCUAGUGUUUUUCUGUGUUCUGAAAUGUAAUACUCAGAUGAUUCCUUAAUUUUAGAAAGCUGUCUCACCCACAACCUGUGAAGAGGUUUUAGUUUCAUACGUUGCAACAUACUCUGGGUGCAACAGUUGCUGGUUUUCCCACCUGUUAAUCAUUAUUUAAGUUUAAUACUAAAUAAAGAUUUGAUCCGAAACUUCAAAAACAGGGAGGAGUUGUAAUGUGCCAAAAAAGGAUGAAAGUCUGAUCGCAUGUGGGAUAUUCUGUCAAGUUUCAAAGUCUUUUUGCUCUUGGCCUGUUUUUUCAAAUAACACGUUGGCCCACUGCUUUGAUUGACAUUCAUAUGGACAUUCAUCUAUAAGUGACAAGAAGCCAUUACGCUAUGAGAUACCUCUGCCAGCUAAAUGUAAAUGCUCCUUUGUUUUGAUGCAGGAUUGAAGAGAACAGCUGGAAUAUUUUCCUUCUCAUCAUGGCAGCCAUCUUCUGGAUUUAUCGACUUGUUAAAGUCAUUUGCAACGUUUUGAGCUACUGGGAAAUCAGGCAGUUCUACAUCAAAGCACUGAAGAUCAAAAUGGUGAGUGUGAACUCUAGAGAUUUUAAUAUGGCAUUCAGCUGAAGGUCAUUUAUAUCAAUGUAGUUCUCAGUAUGUUAUGUCUUUAUAGAUAAAGAAAACCACUCUUAAAAUGAUGAGUCAUUUGUCCCUGUUGUAUGAACCAGAUCAGUAAGUUCUCCUUGCCUCUUUGUCCCAGGAUGAACUAUGCAACUUCACAUGGCAGGAGGUUCAGGAUCGGCUCAUCAGUCUGCAACGAGAGCAGCAAAUGUGCAUCCACAAGAAAGAGCUGACGGAACUCGACAUUUAUCACCGCAUCCUGCGAUUCAAGAACUACAUGGUGGCCAUGAUAAACAAAUCACUGCUGCCAGUGCAGCUGCAGCUCCCCCUGCUGGGCAAUGUGGUGUUCCUCACCCAGGGCCUCAAGUACAACUUUGAGCUGAUCCUCUUCUGGGGUCCAGGCUCUCUCUUUCAGAACAAGUGGAACCUGCACCCGAAGUACAAGCGGAGUGGAAACCGCCUGGAGCUGGCACAGCAGCUCAGCAGAGUCAUCCUGCUGAUGGGUUUGGCUAACCUGCUGCUGUGUCCCUUCAUCCUUGUCUGGCAGGUGCUCUACGCUUUCUUCAGCUACACUGAAAUCAUCCGUAGAGAACCUGGGAGUCUGGGCGCACGGCGUUGGUCCCUAUUUGGCCGUUUAUACCUGCGUCACUUUAACGAGCUGGACCAUGAACUGCAUGGCCGAUUGGGCCGGGGCUACAAACCCACUUCUAAAUACAUGAACUCCUUCACAUCUCCGCUGCUGACCGUGCUCGCAAAGAAUAUCGCCUUCUUCUCAGGCUCUGUGUUGGCCGUGCUCAUUGCACUGACAGUCUAUGAUGAGGACGUUCUAACAGUGCAGCACAUUCUGACCGCUAUCACUGUGCUUGGGGUGGUCAUCACUAUCACCAGGUGAGUUUUGAUAUCACCAGCUGAGCCAUUUCUGUGGCUAUUUGGGAAAAGCUUUCAGUAGAAGACUCUCUUUGAAUCUCAAUUCUCUUUCUAUUGAAAAAGUCACUAAAAAUCUCUAAAAUGAAUGAUCAUUGAUGAUUUUUUUUUUCUUUCUGCUGUCUGGGUAAAUAGUUAAUUGUAAUUGCAGUUCUUUUUAGCUUUUUCCUUAAAUGCAGGUGACAGUAAAUCCAUAAGGAUAACAGAUUUUUCCAUAUACAAUCUCUGUGUUCCUUUUGUAAGGGAUCGAUACAGGAUAUACUUUACAAAACUUAGUUGUGUGCCCCAGUUUAUCUAAUAUAUGCAGACGGAGGCGCACUAAUUAUCAUAUUUUGUAACUUUCCAACACAAGAUCCUUCAUCCCGGAUGAGCAUAUGGUGUGGUGUCCAGAGCAGCUGCUGCAGUGCAUGCUGGCACACAUUCACUACAUGCCAGACCACUGGAGGGGCAAUGCUAACAAGAGCGAGACCCGGGACGAGGUGGCACAGCUGUUUCAGUACAAAGCGGUGAGAAAUGGAGAGAAUUUGUGGACAAGAACAUGUUUGUCAUGGAUAAGUUAUAAGUUAUGGAUAAGUUUUUGUCAUAACUGAUAAUACUUUCACUUUAUCAGUAAUACAAGCUUUUGGGUCUGGAUUAAUUAGUUUAAUUAGGGGAAUAUUGAUCUAGAUUUGUCUGUCUGCAGAAUUUCAAGACUGUUUUUGUAAUUUCCUUUGAAUCAGGUGUUCAUCCUGGAGGAGUUGCUCAGCCCCAUAGUCACUCCCUUCAUUCUCAUCUUCCUCCUGAGGAACAAGUCUUUGGAGAUCAUUGACUUCUUCAGGAACUUCACAGUGGAGGUGGUUGGAGUCGGGGACAUUUGUUCCUUUGCACAGAUGGACAUCAGGCGCCAUGGAAACCCGACGGUAUGAUUAAGUCCCUCUGUUACAUCAAAAUUUGCCAACUUUGAACAAACUGGACAGAGUGUUAGCAAAGGCCUGUGUGAAUAUCAAACAUUCAGAUGUGAUGCAUAAAUUGACAUAUAUCUUUGAAUGUUUUCACAGUGGAUGUCAGAAGGACAGACCGAGGCCUCUGUUUACCAGCAAGCUGAAAAUGGCAAGACAGAGUUGUCACUCAUGCAUUUCACCAUCAAGAACCCACGCUGGCAGCCGCCCCAGGAAAGCUCAGUGUUCAUCAGCCAUCUCAAAGAAAAGGUGCAUCAUGAUGCACAGGGAGGCCCCUCCACCCAGCUGCUGCUGUCUGAGGCUCCGCUCUGCACCUCACUGCAGUCCAACGAGUCCGCAACUGGGGUAAUUAAGACUCAAAAGCAUGUUGAUGACUCAUGUAUGAUAGUCUGAAUGGACUUCUCUAAUGUUGACCCAUUGAUAACAACUUCCUGCUCGUUACAGGAUCAUUAAGUGUAAUAUAUGUAUUCCCUUUCCUGACUUUAUUGACUGAGAGACUUUUUACUGAUCUGUGUUGUUAUCUGCAGCCUGAAAAUCUGCUGGUCAGUGUCCUCGCACACCCCAUCCUAACCGCAUCAGGACUUCAAGGACGAGACCAUCGCUUUAUCCCGCCAAGUACUGCUGCUUCUGCUGCUGCCAGCGUCUUGGCUUCACUGUCCACCUCCCAGCUUGCACAUACUAGCCGUGGCCGCUCGCAUGGCCUCAUGCCCACAUCCCUCAAUCCAGAGAGCACCAUGUACCGCAGCGAUCGCACCAUCAUUGACAGGUAUGAUCACACACAGUGAUCUUUCUCUGUAUUAAACAGUGUAACAAGUAGAACACAAAACAAGGAUAUCAAGGCUUGUUGUCUGCUUUGGUUGUUUCUUUUGCAGUAUGACUCAUAGUGACAGCCACGUGCGAAGCAAUGCACUGCACUCAGAGUUUGCUUCAGCAGAGAUGAGUCUCCAUGCCAUCUACAUGCAUGAGGUAAGUUUCAGACCUGACAUGAACACACCUGUCCUCUUUUCUAGUGAGUGACUUUUCAGAACAUAGAUGUUUGAUAUUUAAAAGAUGAUACCAGGAUAAAACUUAUCAGCGACUCUUGUCUGCUCUCUUUUUUGUGUGCUUUGAUCUGCUGUACAUCAACAUCUGCUGUUUUUUUUUCUUCAGCUCCACCAGCAGAGCUCCCACCCACAGAGAUCUUCAGGUCAGUGGCAGAACCCAGUGCCCAUGAGAGAUCUGCACUCUAAUACUGGUAAAUGCACCUCUGAAUAGUAAAAAAAAGAACAAGCUGCAGCUGUUUGUGAUGAUUGACAGCUUUGACUCGCUGUUUUAAACAUUUUGACAUUUAAAUUAAAUCAAAUGUUCCUGUAUAAUGUAAGACAUAUAUUUAAUGUCAAAGGUUGACACACUUAAAUUGUUAAUUGCACACUUCUGUCAGAUCACUUGCUCUACAUUGAGCAGGACUUGAGAUUAGAUUAAGAGUUUUUAAAGCAAUUAUGUCAGCAUUUAUAUUUCUCAAACGAACAUUCUUAUUGCGCAGCACAAAAACCAAAUGUUUUGGCAACUUGUCAAAGUAGCUGCUAGUGUAAUGCAACGAGUGAAUUAGAAAUUCCCCACCCAUAUUUGUCGAUUUUUAAACCAUAGACCGAUGUAUGCCUAUGAAAACACAUGGGGUGUGGGUAUUAAAUUGGUUGUACAGUAAUCCCUCGUUUAUCGCGGGGGUUACGUUCCGAAAAUGACCCGCGAUAAGUGAAAUCCGCGAAAUAGAAAACUUUAUUUUUUUUUUACAAUUAGCAACUAUUACAUGUAUACAAAUACAGUGACUCACGUGUAGGCCGUUUCACUGCUCUUCAGACUGGGCCGCUGCAUCCUGACUGCGCUCUGCAGUGUUCUCUUCUUCUGAAGCCCGCGGUGCAGGUGUGUUUGUUCGGGAGAAGAACAUAGUGAUAGGCAGCUGUUGUCGCUCUUUUUUCUUCUUUGCAAAAAGAUCCUUGUACACCGACAUGCCACCAUCGAUUACGUUGGAGAACUGUAAUGAACGGCUCAUCAAAGGGUCCCAUUCCUCAGCUACUCGCUUAAGUUCAGUGCAAGUUAAGUGCAAAAAAUGCAUUAUGAAAAUCCGCGAAAUAGCGAAUCCGCGAUAAGUGAACCGCGAAGUGGCGAGGGAUCACUGUAAAUCAAAAUUUAAAAAUGAUUAGAGGUUAAAGAGCACACAGGUAUGAAGUAGUACAUAAAUUUGCCAUCGUAUUAGGGUUAGCAUAUUUUAACCAUUAACAUAUUCACUAUUUAAAUCAUCGAUCUCUAGAACUGAAAAAGCCUAACAUAGCAGUAACAUCUUUCUCAGGCGGCCUUGGUUCCAGUAUAUCCAUGCCCACACCUGUCCAUCUUGGUGGCUGGAAAGAAGAGGAGGAAGAGAAUGAAGACGAUCAGGAGAUAAACAGUGGAUCUACUCCAAAGCAGGGCACUGGGAGUAAUUGUUGAAGUGCCUUAUGUCAUAAGGUACACACACAUCAAAACAGCACAUGUCUAUGAUCGGUCUGUGUGGUUCUCUGUCCUGGAAAAUCAUUUUAUAAAUGUAAAAAUGACCUUUAUCUCACUCCGGAAUACAUCAUGACAACUUUUCUCUCUGUUUUUUAGAGUGUUUACAUUUUACUUUCUUCAAUGAACAUUGUGGCCUUAGAUGAUCUCCAUGGAGAAUUGAGCAUGGACCUUUUAAAAACAACACUCGGCGUUUGUUUUGGGAGAGGCUCAUUGAAUAAACCACUGUCUCUGCACCUCCAUGCCUCCUCCUGUCACACCAGGCAGACUAUGGCAUCAGGGAAACCAUAAGUCUUCCGUCCGUUUCAUCCUGAUUUUCGAGCAGAGGUGUACAGAUGGUGCGUAAGGAAACAGAGCCACCAUCACAUGGGUGCGUACGAUCACCGUGUGAUGGUGGGUGUGGCCGUUUUUUGUUUUUUUUUUCAUUGUGGAAUGCAAAAGGCUCAUGUGCAUGUGUGCACAAUGCAAGUACUUGUGCACCACUGUGUGAGCUUUGUUGAAUAUCCAGCAGUGUGGUUUCUUUAUCUGUGCUUCAAGACUGCAAAACAUGUUGUAGCUGCCUGAACAAUUUGAUCACCUAAAACAACUCAAAACUUCAAAUUCGGCUCCUUCCCAUGGUGAUUUGUAAAUACACUUUUCUGGUCUUACUUAUAGAUUUAAAAGUCCACUUUUGUACUAACAGCUAUAAUCCUUGAGAAAGAUACCUAGUAUUAAAUUAAAAAGCGCUGACUCUAUAGUAGCUGUACUAAAACACCAUGUAUACCUGGUAAGAGCCCUAUUGGGUUUGACAAACAUGUUUUUGAAACCAGACAUACACAUGUUUGGAUGCUGCUGCUGUCUGUGUUUAGUGAUCCUAAAUACAGUUUUAACUCAGUAUUAGUAUUUAUGAAAACUGAUAUAUCAAGAUAUUACUUCUCUUCAAAAACAGGAGUUAAACUAUAGACCCCAAGUACACUUGACAUCAAAAUCCAAUGCAGAUAGAAGAUGUUUUUAUUUAAGCUGAGUACAGAGUCAGCUGUAUGCCUUAACAUCAAUAUAUUAACACAUAUUUAUUAUAUCCUUGUUUUCUGUAUUACCUCUGUGGUGGAGAAGGCAAACUAAUACUCCAAUCAAUACCUCUUUAAUGUAUUUACUUUUAUCCAAGUAAGUGUACAGUCCAUUAUGAUUUCUUUGUCGUAUACAGGCGCAUCUUUUGCUGCAUUUUGAUUUUAAUGGCAGGUGUAAAUGGAAUACUUUUAAUUUCAUUUCACUUCCCUCGCCCAGCAGAACUUUCAAAACAAACAUGUUGAUGUCCCAAAAAUGGUGUUGGGAGGAUUUUUUUGUUUUAUGAAAAAAAACAGGGUGUGUAAUUGCUUUUACAAAUCUAUGUUGUGCAUAUGCAAUUUGUUUGCAUAUGUCUGUUUUUAAUCCCAACUGCUAACAUAAAAUUUUAUUGCAAGGGCUGAUUCUAGAGUGGGGGAAAUCACUUUUGAAAAUCAAGAUUUGGAAGUUGUAAAAAAAAAAAAAAAAGUUACUAAGUUUUGGCUUUAAGCAAAAGAAGAAAAAAGCCCACCAUAGUACUCAUCAGCUUUAAGACUAUUACUACUAUUUCCCUGUUUAUUUUCCCGUUUCCCCCUCUCCUAAAAAUAUAAUCAAAAUAUGACUAUUAUUUAUUUGAGAAAAUAAAAGCUAUGUCAAAUUAUUUACCUUUAUAAAUCUUCUUUUAUGAAGGACACGGCAUGUGUGCCCCUACUAAGAAUGGUUAGAAAGUGUUGAUUUAGUGAAUCUUGAUUUAAAAAAAAAAGAUAUUUAUAAUGAAAAGAUAACAUGUCCAGCGGCAUGAUGUUGAAUGUUGAACACUCAGAAUAAACUAGGACUAAAUCUGCUUGUAGAUGCAAUGUGCAAAAUAUGUUCCAACCCAUUUUAUGGUAAUCUUCAGCAAUCACAGAAACGCACAUCUCAUCCUCCACUGCACCACUACAAGACUUCACAGUGUGCACGUGUCUUUGCCUUUUUGUAUGUCAAGACUUUUUUUGUGAGUGUGCCCAUGUAAGGAGUGCGUUUUGAGACCUGUGUUAACAUGAACUCAGACGUUUUUGCACUGACACCAAAAUAAACAUUUUUUAAAAUAUGUGCAUAUGUACAGUCCCUGUAAUAGUUUGAAGAGGACAAUGAGUCAGUUUCCGUCAGGGCUGAACUCUUGUCAUGUAUAUAGACUAAAAAUCAGCAUGUCUUGUAUCAUCAAGUGUACAGCAAACCACCUGGAAACACUGUGGCCAAUCACACAAGGUUGUCCUUACCUCUGGUUAGUAAAAAUUCCCCCUCUCACUCUGUAAAAACAUGCAAACACGGAUUCUGUAGUCUCUUAUCUGUGCAGUGGGUUUAAUGUUGUAGAGACACUGGGGCUCAGCUUUGUGCACAGAGUGGAUUUCUAGUACCUGUCUCCACCGUUUGUUAACAUCUCACUGUCCUGUUUGUCUUUUUAUUUGAAGCAGUGCCUUAGUAUUACAGGUCAAGAUUUGCCCUUUUUGAAGCCAUUUCAUGGUAAAUAUCUGAUUUUCUUUCACAUUACAGCACAUACAUGUACAGUGUUUUUUCUAGUUUUUUUGAGAGUCGUGUAUAGCAUGAGGUAUGUAGUGAAGUUGUGGAUGUGGUGUCUAUCUGUUGCAUCUGACAGCACACUUCUUAUGGUGUCUAAACUUGCACUGUCCUAAAUAUCCUAAACAAGCAGGAGUUUGCCUUGUUUUUUGGCAGUGUCAUCAUGGCCAACCUUAUCGUCAUGCUAUGGUUUCUUAAACCCACUAAACACCAGUCUAAGAAUCACAGUGACUGGAACAAGGUGCUAAUUUUUCAUCCUGAACUGUUUUCUUUUUUUAGGUUUCGUCUGUUUGUUUUUGUCGUGUAAAGUGAGGAACACUAGCUGAAAAAUGAAACAUGCCAAAAGAACUUGUUUUCGGCACAGCUUUACAAUACGUGUUGUUUUCUGUGAGUGAGUAGAGAGGCAAAUAAAUCUUAUUUUGAGUGUAUUUAAUCAUUUCAUGUGUGGUUGGUUAUGUGAUGUUUGUUUGAAAUAAAAAAAAGAUAUUUUAA
Molecule: messenger RNA, 11797 nt
Organism: Xyrichtys novacula (pearly razorfish)
Lineage: Eukaryota; Metazoa; Chordata; Actinopteri; Labriformes; Labridae
Source: the annotation of a GenBank genome assembly